CUCCCCACUACUGACUUCCCAUAAAAAAUUAGUUUUUUUUUUCUCUUGUUUUGUGCCUUUAUAAGCUUGAUUCCCUCUCCCUCUAACAAUCAUACUCAAAAACAUCCUAGACAAUUCAUGGCUGUGUCAAAGAACCCUAACCCUAUGUAUGUGGAAGAAGGUGGAGAGAUUCUCAAGAACUUCGACGACGACGGGCGCGAGAAAAGAACUGGUACGUUGGUGACGGCAAGUGCACACAUCAUCACGGCCGUGAUUGGGUCCGGAGUUCUCUCUCUGUCGUGGGCUAUAGCGCAGCUUGGAUGGGCCGCCGGACCCGCCGUGCUGGCGGCGUUUUCGCUCAUUACAUUCUUCACUUCCGCCUUGCUUGCCGACUGUUAUAGAUCUCCGGGCCCCGUCUCCGGCACCAGAAACUAUACAUACAUGGAUGUCGUCCGUGCACACUUGGGUGGCGUGAAGGUUCAACUAUGUGGAUUAGCUCAGUACGCUAAUCUCGUAGGGAUUUCUAUUGGAUACACUAUUACUGCUUCCAUCAGUAUGGUGGCUGUAAAAAAGUCGAACUGUUUCCAUAAGAACGGGCACGACGCCGAUUGCUCGGUUCCGAGUUACCCUUUCAUGAUAAUCUUUGCCGCAAUCCAACUUUUUCUUAGCCAAAUUCCGAAUUUCCAUGAGCUUUCAUGGCUCUCCAUCGUGGCGGCCGUCAUGUCGUUCGCCUACUCUUCAAUCGGUAUCGGCCUCUCCAUAGCCAAAGUUGCCGGCCACGGGCCGGAGGCGAAGACGACCUUGACGGGGGUGGUGGCCGGCGUCGACGUCACCGGAGCUGAUAAAGUAUGGCGGAGCUUUCAAGCCAUCGGAAACAUCGCGUUCGCCUAUGCUUAUUCCACCGUCCUGAUUGAGAUUCAGGAUACUUUGAGAUCACACCCGCCGGAAAACAAGGUGAUGAAGAAAGCGUCGGCCAUCGGAGUGUCCACCACCACCUUAUUCUACGUCAUGUGCGGUUGCAUUGGCUACGCCGCCUUCGGAAACGACGCUCCGGGGAAUUUCCUCACCGGCUUCGGUUUCUACGAGCCCUUCUGGCUAAUCGACAUCGCCAACAUCUGCAUCGCCGUCCACCUUGUCGGAGCUUACCAGGUUUUCUGUCAGCCAUUAUUCAGCUUCGUGGAGCUUCAUUGCAAGGAGCGAUAUCCGAACAGCAAAUUCAUAACGGCGGAAACGGCGGUCCAGUUACCGUUGGUCGGAGAGUAUUACAUAAACGGUUUUAGGCUGGUGUGGCGGACGGCGUUCGUGAUCGUGACGGCGGUGGUGGCGAUGAUACUUCCGUUUUUCAACGAUUUCUUGGGGCUGAUAGGGGCGGCGUCGUUUUAUCCGUUGACGGUGUAUUUCCCCAUAGAGAUGCACAUCGCGCAGGCGAAGAUUCGCAAGUAUUCGUUCCGAUGGACAUGGCUGAAGAUUCUGAGCUGGUCUUGCCUCGUGGUGUCGCUGGUUGCCGCCGCCGGAUCUAUACAGGGCCUUGUCAGCAGUGUCAAGAAGUUUAAGCCUUUCCAUUAGUUACUUAGCUUGUUGCAGCUAGCUAUUAGCUCAUUCAUCUACAUUAUUGUCUUGAAAUGUGUAAUGGUUUUAAAUUUAAGAACAAAAGACCUAGGAUUCAUGUUUCAUUCAUCUACAUUGUCUUGGAAUAUGUAAUGGUUUUAAAUUUAAGUAAGAACAAAAGACCUUGCAUUCAUGUU
This is a messenger RNA of Ipomoea triloba (trilobed morning glory), 1724 nucleotides long. RefSeq names its product amino acid permease 6. The transcript has 6 exons. Lineage: Eukaryota; Viridiplantae; Streptophyta; Magnoliopsida; Solanales; Convolvulaceae. The coding region runs from base 118 to 1545 and encodes 475 amino acids. Gene Ontology annotation, cellular component: plasma membrane. The record is from RefSeq and is a predicted model, not a curated record.